Messenger RNA from Cooperia oncophora, 1119 nucleotides. The record is from the annotation of a GenBank genome assembly. NCBI's taxonomy places the organism in Eukaryota, Metazoa, Nematoda, Chromadorea, Rhabditida, Trichostrongylidae.
UUGAUUUAUUUACAUUCUUCACAGGGUGAGUGGGACGAAGACACAGCAGAUUUGGUUGAAGAAGCUGCCACCCUUAUACGUGAAUUGGAACGCGAAUAUGCUGAACGGGAAAAUGAGGAGCAGGAGGAGGAGGAGGAGGACGAGGAUGAAGAGAGUUCUGAAGAGGAGGAACCAGUUGUCGAGAUAAGAAGGUCAGAAAGACCCAAAAAGUUGUCGGUAAAGGCUCAAGAGCUCUUAGAUCUGACUAUAAGAAAUAUGAAGUUGAAGGAUAAGCAGAAUGAAGAAGGUUUUGAAGUACCCCAAUACGCGUUUGCUGGAUAUGACGGUCAGUGCCGAUUAAUCGCUUCAUUAGUUGACCGAGUUUUCAUUUUGUGUUUAGAAGGAAGCGAUAGUUCUUCAUCAUCGGAUGACGACGAUUCAAGCGAUGACGAAGCUGGUCCUUCGACAAUGUUCUAUCGUAAAAGGCAAGCCCCUCGUGUAACGAUGACAAGCAGUCGGCUCUCACGGCGUAACGUGGAAUCAGAACGAACUACUACUUCUACUCCUGAAAAUCCCGUGCCAGCUUUUGAGCGACACAACUGGAACACCUCAAUCUACUGUUGUUGCCUUCAUACUACAGGAUUAUUCUCUUUAGGACUACUUCUAGACGAGAGCGCAGCUACAGUGAUGACAAUUAAGUCUGAAGCUCAUGAAGUGCUGUCCGGUCCUGGAAGUCGUGAAGCUGAGCCAGCUGAACACGUUCCAUCAAAGCUGACCACAAGCCCUGCCGAUCGACAGGAUGGGAACGUACCACCCAUAGAGACUGAUACCCCUACUUCUGGAGGCGAUCUACAACGGGUAAAGCAUUCGAAGACAUCACUCGCCUCUCGUUCAUUGAAGUCCGAAGGGCCCAGGCCGUCGCCUGUUCGCAAGCGACCAUUUGAAAAAGCGAAACCUAACAUUAAAGUGAAGAAAUCUAGGGCAACUAGUCAUAGUGUAGAAGAAGCAAAGUCGACACCGGCCUCGAGCGCCACGGAUGCAACUGUUCCUGAAGCGCCUGCAGCAGAUGAAGCACAAGAUACUGUAAGUGUAGACUGUAAAAUGAAUUUUGCUCAUAACUACUUUCAGUAUCAUUUUUAA